CACCCACUCACUCUCUUGCUCUCAGAUAGCACGUACAGAUACACAAACAUCACACAUGAGCACAUUUGCAUUGCAAUUGAGCACCACUCGGAGAAGUAAACAGUGGGAAGAGAGGGAAAGCUGUAGCACAACAGGGAGCUGACCGGAUGACAUUCAUCGCUCAGGACGACGGGACUCCACGUGCGAGCACUCUGGAGAGGCAUCAGCUGGGACGGUCCUGAAGGCUCCUGAAGUCAGGGAUGAGCGGCAGCUCCCGGGACUCAGUGGAAGACCCGACAACAACCUGCUGUCGCUCCUCCUCUCCUCGGAUCCAGCUCAAAUCAUCGCUCUCGGUUGAUCACAUCCAUCACUCCCUGCACCACAGAGGAGCAGACAAAUAGAAGUUUGGGAGGGAUCCAAAACUGAAGAGGUGAUUAAGAGCAGCGAUGGCGCUGGUGUCUUGGUGUCUCAGGGCACUUCUGGUGGUGUUUUGGAUCAGACCACAGGUGCACUCUGCCCUGGCACCAGAGAACGAGGUUCCCUUACGACCCACGACGUGGUUACCAGAAGGAAAGACGACCACUGUCACUCUCCCCAAAGGACGAACACGCAGGCUUUACUUCACGCUGAAAAAGAAGGCGGCAGCCAUGUCGGUGACAGUCAGCCCAUGUGACGUCCAGAUAGAGUGGAGUCUGAGCGCCCGAACCCUGAAGGACAAACCCGUGGAGGUGAAACCCCUGAAGAGCAUGCAGUGGAGCAGCAGGAAGAGUCUUCCAGAGGUCUGGUGGAGGAGUCCUGGUACGGAGGAGAAGAUGCACAGUUUCAUUGGAACUCGAGUGGACACAUACACCGGCUCCUCACUCCCACCUGCAUCCAUCUACAUCCUGAGGCUGAGGUCCAAACAGCAAAGCAGCAGAGCAACAGUGUAUCUCCAUGAAGGUUGGGGGUCUCCAGGGGUCUUCCCUCUGAUCCCUGCUGACCCUCGGGUCUACACAUUAGGGGUUGGAAUGACUAGUGUCACCCUCAGUUGGGCCCCAAGCGCAUCCAUCACCAGCCUUCCAGAGUCCCAAAAAAGUUACGAGUAUUGUGUUCUUGUUAAUUCUGAGAAGAACUACCACAGUCUUUGCUCAGCUCAAGAGAGCAUGCUCAAGGAUCAGAGGCAGGAGAAGAGGGAGAGGAAGAGGAGGGUGACAGCAUGGCCAAUGUUGAAAGAAUGGUGGUGGGAGCAGUGGGACACAGAAGCAGAAGCCAUCUCUGCCGAGCCUCAGUGCGCCUGCCAGGGGACGGAGAGCGACUGCACGGUCUCUGACCUCCUUCCAGAUAGCAAGUAUUACUUUGAUGUUUUUGUGAUUGACCGAAUGAAUGGAACCAGCAUGGCGUACAAGGGGACAGCAGCUCAGACUCAUGAAGAAGCUCAGUCUGCGGUCACUUUGUUGAGAGAAGGGGAGCUGCGAUGGGUCACGUUCCCCAACAGAGGUUCUAAGUCCGACCAGUUCUUCAGCUUCAAUCCUCGGGGCUCACAGCAGAGCGGUCUACUCACAUUGCAAAGCUGCAGUAGAGGUGAAAAGAUCAGGGUCAAAGUGUCAAGUCAAGGGCGGGUUUUAACCUCACAGGCAGUCGGGGGAGACUUAGAGCAGAUUUGGCUUCAGGGAAGUUCCUCAUAUCUCAUCCACCUGGGGAGAGAAGGUCCUGCUGCACAAGAUGCUUCACCAGAUACGGCAACGUCAGUCAAAAUUCAAACCUCUUCCGCAUACCACCGUCGAGGGGUCCCUUCCAUGCCAUCCACAUUGCAGAUCAAAUCCUUCAGCCGGUUGCGGGGGUGCAGCAGCGUCACCCUAGCAUGGAUGGGCACGGAGGAAAGAAGCCUGUAUUGUGUUUACCGACGAAAGUUGGGAACUGAAGAAGCUGAGUCAUCUCUAAACAUGCCCUGUUUGGGUCCAGAGUCCCGCUCCGAUACCGAGAGAGUUCUCUGCAAGUAUUUCCAGGAGCUGAAUCCUCGGAGGGCCGUCACCACAGCUGUGAUUGGGGGCCUGGAGCCAGGGGUGGCCUAUGUGUUUGAUGUCUACCUAAUGAGACGCUGGGGGAUCCCCAUCAAGUAUGCAAGCAAAGUAGUGCGGACCAGGAAGGAGUGCUGAGCUACUGCCACCUGCAGGGGAAAAGCAUUCAUGGACAAACAGCCGUGAGUGACUGUGGACGAAGCCAUCGUGGAGAGACUGUUGCCAUCUCAAAGUAUCCACUUUUCAAAACUCACAAGGGAGAGGACGAAUUUGCACACCAGCAACGAGCAAUGACAUUGACUGCAAACUCCUUGUUUUAGUUUUCCAUCAUUGAUCAUGAUGUGCCAGUUGUCAAAGUGCUUUUUUCAUGUCCAAGUACAAAGGACGGUGAGUUUGGCCGCGACAGACUUCAGUGCAUAAACAACAACAGAGACGGUGCCAAAUAUGCAGCAGAAACAGAUGGGACAAUAAUUGCAGAACAUCUGAAACAGGGGUGCGCAGGGGUCCUGUAAAUCUCCGGUGCCGCACAUUGUAAAGGCUUCUAAACACAGAUGGGUGCAAUCUACAGAUGCUUUGUUCAAAGUCAGUGUGUAUCUUUGUGUUCUGCUUUCGCAUGAAGCAGUGAGAUAUCCGUAGUGACUUGCCUCAUUGUCUUUGAUGUAUUCCCGUGCUCAAAAGCACCAAUAAAU
Synchiropus splendidus (mandarinfish) is the source of this 2665-nucleotide messenger RNA. It is a transcript of the gene ndnfl, whose product is annotated as neuron-derived neurotrophic factor, like. Gene Ontology annotation, biological process: extracellular matrix organization. NCBI's taxonomy places the organism in Eukaryota, Metazoa, Chordata, Actinopteri, Syngnathiformes, Callionymidae. The transcript has 4 exons. The coding region runs from base 426 to 2114 and encodes 562 amino acids. The record is from RefSeq and is a predicted model, not a curated record. Gene Ontology annotation, molecular function: protein binding.